AAUACGAAAGGAAAGCUGUGCCAAUAACGAGACGAAGAAGAAGAUCUCUGGUCAUCUCUCCCCUCAUCUCUGCUGCUACUGAGCGGUUUGGUCAGCUGAACGCGCCCAAUCCAGAUCUAGAAGAAGAAGAAGGAAGAAGUCAUCUGUGGCCAAUCACGAGAUGAGACUCGAGUCAAUUGCGAGUUGUUGAGUUGUGAGAGACGCGAGUGACGCGACCAGGGUCAAACAUCGGUGUGCACGAUUAUCGCGUGAUAAUUCGCCUGGAUUCUUCGCUGCUCCUAUUCAACAUCUUCGAGAGCCAUCGUCAUGUCGUGGCAAAGUGUGAGCUCGAGGAAUGAUUCCUGCAUGAAUAAGUGCCGCGCUUGCAUGAAGGAAGGCGGCAAGAUGUUUCCCAUGUACGAUGAUAAAGUCAUCAGCAAGAUUAAUCUACCGUACAAGCUCGCGCAGCUCACGUCCAUUCAGAUUGAUAGGUUUGAUGGAUUGCCCAAUAUGCUCUGCCCGAAGUGUGCCUACCGAACUAAUGUUUUAUAUAACUUCAGACUGGCAGUGCAAGAGUCAGACAAGAAACUUCGGAUGAUACGUGAAACGCAAAUGUGCACUGUGAAGAAAGAAGAGUUGAGUGAAAAGAACGGAGAUAGCAGUGUAAAAACAGAUGGAUCCUUGGAAUUAAAUACGUCAAGCAAUAUAAAGUCUAUAAGCAGUGCUGAUUUUGAGUAUAUAAAUGUUAAAAUGACAGAUGAGAAGUUCAAGGAUGAAGAACAAUACGAAAUUGAUGUAUCUCAGUUGAUUGAAAUCAAUGGCGGAGAUAACAAGGAGAGUUCACAGAUGAGUGAUGUUUUUUAUAAUAUUAUACAAGAAACUAAUGAGAGCCAGAUGGAUGUACAGUUAGUGAAAACUGAGUUACCUGAAGAAAUUUCGAAAAUGUUUACAACGCAGAAUGUCGCAAUAAUGUAUAUAUCAAAAUCUGCGAUUGACUCAGCGGAGAACACGUUGAUACUCGAUCCAGAACAAGAAGAAAUCGAAAAUAGUAGCGAUAUAUUUAUCCCCGAAUUGGAAAACUUGACUGGACAGGAAAGCGAAGAAGCCUCAAGCAAUGCGUGUAUUUCCGAUUCUGUGGAAUCUGAUACAACUACAAGGAAUAAAUGCGGCUAUUGGGAACAUCAAGAUACAACAACAAUAAUAAGUAUUAGUGAACAAGAACAACGUGAUAUAUCUCCACAAAAUGGAGAUAAAGAAACAAAACUCAAUAAGAGCAGUUCUAACAUUGAACAAUCCAUAAAAGCAGAGGAUAGCGAUGGAUCUGAUUCUGACUACUUUGUCGAUGGUAAAGACAAUAUAUUAGGCAGUGUGAGCGAUGCGAUUAUACGGAUAAAGGAAGUGCAGCAAGAAAAUGGGGUUGAAUAUCAAUGCACAUUGUGUCUGCAGAACUACGAUCAACUAACAAAUAUAUUACUGCACACCGUCGAUAAUCAUGUCCCUCUCAGUGGUCCAUUCUUUUGCAUGGUGUGUGAAAAGGACUGCAAAAGUCAUCGGGAGCUGCGAGCGCACGUGAAAACACACACUGGCGAGUUUCCAUACUCUUGCUUUCUUUGUAAAAAGGCAUACACCAAAAAGAGAUAUCUGAAGAGACAUAUGGCAUGUCAUCCCAACUUUUCACGGCACCGUUGCCUCAAGUGCGGUUGCCGCUUCAAGUCCAAAUCAGAAUUGGAAACUCAUGCGACGACACAUGAACAUGUCACACCCUACGCUUGCAAUCAGUGUACGCGUGUAUUUAAUCACAAAGGUAAUUACAAACGGCAUUUGAUCAGCCAUUUGGAUCCCCAAGGCCUUCACUUACCCAAAUAUCCGUGCAAUUAUUGUGACAAACGCUUUCCCAACAAUCGUACACUGCAAACGCAUAUACGGGUUCAUACCGGUGAGAAACCAUUCCAGUGUGACGUUUGUCAUAAGGCAUUCUCACAACGAGGCAACUUGUUGAACCAUUCAAAGAUACAUUCGAACCCUCGCAGCUACACGUGCGAAGUCUGCGGUAAAAGCUUCAAUCAGCGAGCCACAUUACGAGAUCAUGCAUUAUUGCAUACAGGUGAAAAGCCCCACGUAUGUAAUGUAUGUGGGAAAGCGUUUACGGUGAGCGCAGCAUUGAGAAGGCAUAUGUUCAAUCACGCUGACGGCAAACCGUUCAAAUGUGAAAAUUGUGGCAUGGGAUUUGUCGGCAAAUACGACUUACGACGACACAUGCGAGUACAUGAGGCUCGACCUAAGGAAAAGCGAAGAAGAAACGCAAAAACAGCCAAUUUUCUUAAACAGAAAUCAGAGGAAAGUCAUAUUGCAUUGGAAGAACCGAAUAUCGAAACUGUGUUCAUAGAAGUAGAAGAAGAAGAAGAAGAAGAACUUGUACCGCAAAACGUUACGCAGACAAUGCCUCAAGUCGAAUCAGAAAAGGAAAAUGAGGAUGCACUAUUUAAUCUUCAAUCUUAUAAUUCAGUUUUAUACAGUACAGCUGAGAGUAGAUCGUAAAUUAUAUAACGACUAUUAUCUUUAUUAGCAAACAUUUUUAUUUUAUUCAUAUAUUUACGCAUAGCCGUGUCAGCCGUAGUCAUUUUUCUUUCCUCUUCAACUUACUCCGAUGCAGAUGCAGCAAUAGAAUUUGUACAGCACUUUAUCAAGGUAUAGCUUUACUUCUUUUGAAGUUAAUAAAUAAUUAACUUUUCACAUAAAUAUACAUUAUAAUAAAUAUUUGAAAAUGUAUUUAAUUUUCGAGAUUGAGAUUUUUGCACUGCUAACUGUAUAAAUGUUGAAAAAUAAUUUUAUGAUACUAUUUACAAAUCAUAAAAAUAUUUCAUAAAUCUUUUUCUUAUAAUUUCCAUUUAGAAAUAGCGGUAUAGUAAUAUUUUAUAGUAAUGUGUCAGAACAUAAUUAUAUUUACGCACAACAUUUAGGUUAAUUCAGAAAUGUUUUGCAUCUAGAUUCUGAAUAUCUAGAAUAUUUUUAAGACAUACGAUUUCUAAAAAUUCCAAAGUUUAAUUAUUUAAUGUAUAAAUAAUUGCAAUAUGUUAGAAGUACUAUAAAUAGCAUUAAAUGAUUUUCAUUACAAAUUACAAUAAAUUAUGAAAAAAAACGUAUUUAAUUUCUAGAAGUUCUUCAUGAAAUUGUAUAUGUUAUACAUGAAUGGCAGUCUUAAGUUAAAGUAAAUCGUGAAAAUCAAUUUUUCAUAAUGAUGAAAUGGACUCGUUAAGCCGGUAUUGAUAUUGAGGAAUAGAUAUAGAUAUAUCUGUAGAUUAUCGAUUGUUGAUAUAGAUAGAUAAACAAUAACUUAAAAUGCAAUUAAAGUGACGAUUUAUCAUUGUACAUAAUAAAUAAUAAAUAAACUUACAUACUUUCGA
This is a messenger RNA of Temnothorax curvispinosus, 3383 nucleotides long. RefSeq names its product zinc finger protein 454-like. The coding region runs from base 307 to 2517 and encodes 736 amino acids. Gene Ontology annotation, cellular component: nucleus. Gene Ontology annotation, molecular function: zinc ion binding. NCBI's taxonomy places the organism in Eukaryota, Metazoa, Arthropoda, Insecta, Hymenoptera, Formicidae. The record is from RefSeq and is a predicted model, not a curated record. The transcript has 4 exons.